CGCAGUAGCUGGUGCGUAGGGCUGGUCUCUCUUCAUUUAGCAUCGAUCGGACAAACUGGGCAGAGCCAUGGAGAGGAUUUGCUGUAAAGUUGCUGUGAGGAUUUGGCAAAUCUUUUCCCUCAUUUUACUCCUGCAAACAUCCACCCAGGCCCAGCAAAUAUGCAGCAGUCCUGCAUCUGUGGCCAUACCAGAGAACAACACAAUAGGUGAUGUCAUUUUAACCAUCCAAACUUCAGAAGGCGUUACUCUGAGUUUAAAAGAGAAUCCCAACAACCUGUUCAUGAUCAGCAGAAACCAGCUGAAAGCAAAUGCGACGCUUGACUACGAGACUGCAAAGACACAUGUAGUUGAAAUUACAUGUAACCAGAUGUCUACGGGCACACUGCUCAAUAUUGUGGCGGUCAUAGUUGUGACUAACAUAAAUGAUAACCCUCCGGUGUUUUCAAGAAGCCAGUACCAUCUCAAUGUACUUGAGAUGUUACCUGUAGACACACCUUUGGAAACUUACAAGGCCAUUGACUUGGAUGCAGACACCAUACUCUACUACACCCUGUUGCCUGAACAAGGAUGGUUUAAACUGAAAACGCCAAAUAUCCCGACCAUUUUGGUGCAAAAACCUAUUGACUACGACACCAUUAAAAAUGUGAAGCUGACCUUGUUUGCUCGGGACACGCCAACUCCAACACCAACCUCAUUUACUGCUACCACCACCAUCCUGGUCACAAUUAUGGAUGCCGAUAACAGACCGCCAUGGUUCCAGCCAUGCACUCUGUACACCAAUGGUGGGGCCAAAAUAUGCCAGGGGGCAGGUUACACGGGCAGCGUCGUCUUAACAGAGCAGACGGUUGGUGUCUUACCACUUGAACCAGGUCCAAUUUAUGCCAUUGAUGGUGACUCUGGGAUAAAUGAGAGGAUAACAUACUCAUUUUUGAGAGGGAAUGAAGCAGGGCUGUUUGACAUCAACGCUAAUACAGGAAACAUUACGAUGCGAAAACCAGCAGACAUCAGUGGACCCAUUAACCUGACAGUACUGGCUUCACAAAUGAUGAACAGUUUUCAGUUCGCCACCACAAUGGUCACGAUCAAGGUCCUGCCUAAGAGCUUGCAUCCUCCACAGUUUGAGAGGAAGCAGUAUGAUGGUUUUGUCUCUGGAGUGGGCAUCAUGGUUCUGGAUCUAAACAACAAGACUCAGCCACUGUGGAUCAAGGCGAAGGAUGAAGACUUUGCCGAGGGAGAAAAUCCUGCAAUCAGGUAUAACAUUCUCGGGAGCAGUGCUUUCUCUCUCAUAGGAGGCUACUUAUUCAUGACUCAGGACACUUCACCGGGUAUGGUGUCCUUACAAGUGGAGGCAGUGGACACGUCUAAUAAAGAAUCUGCUAAAGUUGACUUGGCAGUUGAGGUUUCAUCAGGGCUUCCGACCACCACUGUGGCACCGAGUACCACAGACAUGGCGUCCACAACUCCUAUAGAAAUGACAACUGGCCGUACCACUGAAACCAGUGAAACUGUUCCGACCACAACCCCCAAUCUCACUACAACAAACUCAGGCCUCACUACUAACACAGGCCUCUCUACCACUAACCCAAUCCAAUCGACCACAGAUCCCAUCCUGACCCGUACUUAUUCCAGUCCGAGUACUACAUCAAACCCCAGCAUGACCACUCAAGGCAGCUUCUCCACUGCCAGUACGGCACACCCUUACACAGAGGGUGGCCGAUUAGGAGGCUAUGGGGCAGAGGACAUGGCAGCACUCGGAGCCACCCUGGGUGUCCUGCUGUUUAUUGCGUUGGUGGUCAUCGGGCUUCUCGUCUAUUGCAUUCAAAAGGGCAAAGCAGACUGGCAGAAAAUCACUGAGGCCAGCACCUUCCAAAGUUCUCUGGGCCAAGGUUCAGGUGGUUGGAAGGAGGGUGUACAGUACACCAAUGAAGGCUUCCACAAUGAUGAGGACUCAGGCAGCAUGAGUUCAGGGGAGCUGAAGACCAAGCUGGGCAUUGGGCUAGCGCCAAGAGCCGUGGGGGUCCCCAAUGAGGGGGCCAUUCUCAGAUCUACCGCCCCGCUGCACAUGCUUCUGCCUGACGACACGAGCCUGGCAGGCUCAGACAAAGCCGAAAGCGAGAAGGAGGUCAAACCCAUCCUGACUAAAGAGAGACGCGUGGAUGAGGGCUACAAAUCUGUUUGGUUCAAAGAAGACAUUGACCCUGAAGCUAAGGAGGAAGUGGUCAUCAUUCAAGACAAUGGACAGCGAGACAGGGAGGAUGAAGAGGAAGGAUUAUCUAGUGGCAGAGAUGAAGAGGAUGAUGACAACUCACCAGGCAAGACCCAAAACAUUUUCUUCGCUGAUAGUGAUAUGGACAGUGGUCUGGGUGUCCAAAUUCGAGAUCCAAGUGCAGAUUCUGAAGAUGAUGAAAUGUCGACAGCUGAUCUCUGAGAAAAGACAUUCUAUGGCAACUUCAACUCCCAAACAUUCCAUCCAUUCCAUUAUCCAAACCGCUUAUCCUGCUCUCAGGGUCGCAGGGAUUCUGGACUCUAUCCCAGCAGUCAUUGGGCAGCAGGCAGGGAGACACCCUGGACAGGCCGCCAGUACUCCCAAAAAUUUCCAUCCAAUUUUCAAAUAUAAAACUGCAAUAAAAAUAAAACCACUGAUUAUUAGAAAGAAUUAUGUAGCUCUCCAGCCAGGAUUGGUCAUUAUGUGAAUUGAAACUAUUUAAACGGAGUAAUCAGUAACUCCUCACAAAAGUGAGUACAAAAGUAACACAAAUUCGUGAAUUAUCAAAUUCAAUGCAAAAGGAAAAAGUGCAAUAUUGAGAUAUAUUGUUUGCUAUCGAGUACUCUGUACGUUAAGUGGCACUGCUUUUCAAGACAUUUUAUUUGUAAAGGCAAGGUUCUCUUGUUUUUUCUAAUGACCAGUAAAUAGAUACAAUUUCUUAUAUCAGUAAAUAAUGUAUGCUUGCUGUUGACAAAUAAAUACUGUAAAAUUACCUGAUGCAACUAGGGAUGGGCAAAGACGAGCAGUAUCUCAAUUAAAUUUAUUUAAAAUACGUAUUUAAUUACUUUUGAGUAUUGAGUAAUUUGUAUUUUGUUGGACAGAAAAAACAAGAUGUAAUUUGUAACAAAAUACUUUGAGCUUGUAUUUGUAAGUAUCUGAAAUACUUAAAAUACAUUAUUUGAA
Messenger RNA from Lampris incognitus (smalleye Pacific opah), 3169 nucleotides. RefSeq names its product cadherin-related family member 5-like. Gene Ontology annotation, cellular component: catenin complex; adherens junction; membrane. The record is from RefSeq and is a predicted model, not a curated record. Gene Ontology annotation, molecular function: calcium ion binding; cadherin binding. Lineage: Eukaryota; Metazoa; Chordata; Actinopteri; Lampriformes; Lampridae. The coding region runs from base 68 to 2428 and encodes 786 amino acids. Gene Ontology annotation, biological process: multicellular organism development; cell-cell junction assembly; homophilic cell-cell adhesion. The transcript is spliced from 15 exons.